ACUCUGCCCAGAGGGAGCCAUGGCUGCAGAGAACCCCAUGGAAAGUCUCCAGGAGGAAGCGACAUGUCCCAUCUGUCUGGAGUAUUUCACACACCCUGUCACUCUGGAGUGUGGACACAAUUUCUGCCGAGCCUGCAUCAGCCAGUGCUGGGUGGGAUCCGACACAGCCGCCUCCUGCCCUCAGUGCAGAGAAACUGUGCAACAGAGAAACCUCAGGCCCAACAGGCAGCUGGCAAAUGUCCUAGAAAUUGCCAAACGGCUGAGUUUACAGGCAGCAAAAGGAGCAGGAGGGGACAGGGUGUGUGAGAGACACCAGGAAGCUCUGAAACUGUUCUGUGAAGAGGAUCAAACCCCCAUCUGUGUGAUCUGCAGAGAGUCCCGGGCUCACAGAGCUCACAGGGUGGUUCCCAUAGAGGAGGCUGCCCAGGAGUACAAGGAAAAAAUCCAGGCCCAAUUGAAGGCUCUGAGGGAACAGCGAGAAAAGCUGCUGGCAUUGAAAGUGACUGGAAAGGGGAAAAGCUGGGAGUAUCUGAAACAAACACAAACCGAGAGGCAGAAGAUUGUGUCUGAAUUUCAGCAACUACGGUGGUUCCUGGAGGAACAAGAGCGACUCCUGUUGUCCCAGCUGGAGAAGUUGGACAAGGAGAUUGUGAGGAUACAAAAUGAAAACUUCAGUAAAUGCUCAGAAGAGAUUUCCCGCCUCAGUGAGCUGAUCAGUGAGAUGGAGGGGAAGUGUCAGAAGCCAGCGAGUGAAUUCCUGCCUGAUGUCAGAAGCAUCUUGAGCAGGUGUGAGAAGGGGAAGUUCCAGCAGCCGGAGGAGAUUUCUCCUGACCUGGAAGAGCGAGUCAGUGGUUUCUCCCAGAAAACUAUUGCGCUAUCGGAGGCUCUAAGAAAGUUCAAAGACACUCUGCUGUCUGCACUGGAGACAAAAAGAGGGAAAUACCUACAAGCACACAGACAGGCGAAUGUGACUCUGGAUCCAGACACGGCUCAUCCCCAACUCGUCCUGUCUGAGGAUCGGAAAAGUGUGAGAUGGGGAGACACACGGCAGGAUCUGCCCGACAACCCUGAGAGAUUUGACACUGAGCCCUGGGUGCUGGGCUGUGAGGGAUUCACCUCGGGGAGACAUUGCUGGGAGGUGGAGGUGGAGGGUGGGCGAUACUGGGCUGUGGGGGUGGCCAGAGAGACUGUGGGGAAGAAGGGACGGAUCAACCAUGGCCAUGGGGGGAUCUGGGCUGUGGAGCAGUGGCUGUGUCAGUUCCGGGUUCUUACCUCCCCUGUGACCCCCCUGCCCCUGAGCUGGGCCCCCAGCAGGAUCCGGGUUUGUCUGGACUGUGACCGGGGGCAGGUGACAUUUAUCGAUGCUGGUGACGAGGCCCCGAUCUUCACUUUCCCGCCGGGCUCCAUCCCUGGGGAGAGAAUCCGCCCCUGCCUCCGGGUGUGGAGAUCCAGGCUUAGACUGUGUCCCUGAGACACCCGGGGGCAGGGGGAAUAUUCCACUGGGGACCCUGAGAUCAGCCUCUCUAGCCUCACACACCCUAGUCUCUAUGACCCUGGAGGUUGCUUCUGGUCUCAACUCUGUGCAGCCUCUGGACUGUCAAACCAUAGAGAGCAUAGAGUGAGCGGGGUAGAGAAGCCAAACUUAUCACUGCCCCAGGGACUGUGCAGCCUGUUUGUCAUUGUCCUCUAUGAUCUAGGAGGACUCUGGGGAUCCUGGGUCAGACGGUGCCACUGAGGGGGAAAGAGGGGUGAACAGGCCACUGGGAAUGAAACAAUGGGCUUUUCUAGCCACAGUCACCCUAGCCCCUGUGGCCUGGAGGACUCCCGUCUUCCCAGCCAUCUGGCCUCUUAGCUCUAUGACCCCUGGAAGCUCUUCCCCCGUCCCUCUGUGCAGAAUCAGGGAUGAGACGGGGAGGGGGAAGUACCCUGGAGCUGCAGGAGGAGCAGAGGCGCCCUGAGGGGCAGAUGUGGGGGCUGCAG
This is a messenger RNA of Caretta caretta (loggerhead turtle), 1980 nucleotides long. RefSeq names its product zinc finger protein RFP-like. Gene Ontology annotation, molecular function: zinc ion binding; protein binding. NCBI's taxonomy places the organism in Eukaryota, Metazoa, Chordata, Testudines, Cheloniidae. The record is from RefSeq and is a predicted model, not a curated record.